AUGCGUAGGGAUACACACCGGAGCAGGUGCGAGCUGGCGCGGUGCAACGCAUACAAGACCGAGGCGCUGACGGUCUUAGCAUCCCGCAAUGCGGCAGCUGCGCAGGGCGUGAAAGCAGGAGAGGGAGGCAUUGACGAGGACCUGGAGACGGCGACUUACACCGGGGUUACCAUCGAGAAGGCUACUGGAAAGUGGGGGGCAAAGAUAUUGACGUGGGAGGGGGAUAAACGGCGGCAGCAUCGGCUUGGCGCUUACACGACCCCGAAAGAGGCCGCCGUGGCGUUUGCGGCAGCUGCUCAUGUGCUGCGACACGGUGAGGAGAUGGAGAAUACCAUCCCCCUGACAGAUAGGAGAGUGGACGGCAAGGCUGCUGGUGGCGGGGAUGUUGAAGCGACGGGGAGUGAUGGUGCAGGAACUGGACAAACAGAGCCGGUCGAACUCGUGGAGAACGAAGGGCAGUCCCAGGGUGCUAGCGGCAAAGAGGAUGAUGGGGGGGUGGAUGAGAACGAAGAGGGGGAUGAGGGGGAUGAGGGUGAUGAGGGGGAUGAGGAGUACGUUGGUGAGGAGGGUGGUGAUGACGAUGGAUCAGAGUAG
Messenger RNA from Closterium sp. NIES-65, 594 nucleotides. The record is from the annotation of a GenBank genome assembly. Lineage: Eukaryota; Viridiplantae; Streptophyta; Zygnematophyceae; Desmidiales; Closteriaceae.